Camponotus floridanus (Florida carpenter ant) is the source of this 547-nucleotide messenger RNA. RefSeq lists its product as uncharacterized. Lineage: Eukaryota; Metazoa; Arthropoda; Insecta; Hymenoptera; Formicidae. The record is from RefSeq and is a predicted model, not a curated record. Bases 156 to 500 code for a protein of 114 amino acids. The transcript has 2 exons.
AGCGCGGCAUUUUUACAGGAUCACCGUCGUGUUCGACGAUAAAAUGGCUAAAACCCUGAUAACUUCUUAGCGAGAACGAUACAUUGUCAAGCGAAACGACGACGACGGUGCACGCCGACGAGUUUGCCCAGGCCGAGACACAAUUUGCACGCAACAUGUCUACCAUGUUAUCAAAUGAAGCUCAACUACGUUACAUGAUAGAAUGGUUCCAAGAAUGGUCUGAAAUGCAACGGAAUGAUUUUCUGGGAAUAUUGCUGGAAAACUGUGGCCCUCCAGGGCUUGUAAAUGGAUUAGUUUCUGGAAUGGAAAAACUGGAUUGUGAAGGGUCUGAUAGACCUCCAAGCUUGUUCCAGUGUCGUGUCAAGCUUUUUAAAGAGUGGAGUAGCAAUUGGUCUCAAAAUGAGAAGGAUUCCUUAUUGGCAGCUAUUAAGAAUAUAGAUAGUAAGUUUGCUGAAAAAUAUGAAGAAAGGUUAUCAGCAUUAAUGGAAGAUAAACAAUAAUAAUGCAUAUAUAUGCAUUAAGCACUAUCUUUUACAAUUUAGAUUUU